AUGGUCGCAGAUGUAGUCCCUGAACGUGAGCUGCAAGUCAGCCCCUCAGGCCAGUGUGGUGCACAGGCCUGUAAUUCUAGCUUGACUUUGAGACCAGUAUGGGGUUCACAGCAAGUCGGAGGCCACCCUGAACUCUGUGUAGGAGGCUCUUCCCUGACAGAGGGCAAGCCAGCCUUCAGCAGGAGCAGUUGUGCAGUGCAGUGGGUGAGCAAGCACAUUAAGAAACCAAUUCACUCCACAGUCCUCAGCUUAGGCUGGCACCCCAACAACAUUUUGCUGGCUGCAGGGUCAUAUGACUUCAAAUGCAGGCAUGCAAGCAGUCGUACUGGAGAGAAACCUUCUAAAUGCACUGUAUGUGGUAAAGUCUUCUCCUAUACCAGUGAUCUCAUAAGGCAUAAAAGAGCACACACUGGAGAGAAGCCUUUCAAAUGUAAUCAAUGUGGUAAAGUGUUUGCACAAAAGAGUCAUCUCAUAAGCCAUAGAAGAACACAUACUGGAGAGAAACCUUAUGAAUGUAACCAGUGUGGUAAAGCCUUUGCAGAAAACAGUACUCUCUUAAGCCAUAAAAGAACACACACUGGAGAGAAACCUUAUGAAUGUAACCAGUGUGGUAAAGCCUUUGCAGAAAACAGUACUCUCUUAAGCCAUAAAAGAACACACACUGGAGAGAAACCUUAUGAAUGUAACCAGUGUGGUAAAGCCUUUGCAAAAAGCAGUCAUCUCAUAAGACAUAAAAGAACACACACUGGAGAGAAACCUUAUGAAUGUGACAAGUGUGGUAAAGCCUUUGCACAAAAAAGUCAUCUCAUAAGCCAUAAAAGAACACAUACUGGAGAGAAACCUUAUGAAUGUAACCAGUGUGGUAAAGCCUUUGCAGAAAACAGUACUCUCUUAAGACAUAAAAAAACACACACUGGAGAGAAACCUUAUGAAUGUAACCAGUGU
This is a messenger RNA of Meriones unguiculatus (Mongolian gerbil), 945 nucleotides long. Its product is annotated as zinc finger protein 79-like. Lineage: Eukaryota; Metazoa; Chordata; Mammalia; Rodentia; Muridae. The record is from RefSeq and is a predicted model, not a curated record. Gene Ontology annotation, cellular component: nucleus. Gene Ontology annotation, biological process: regulation of transcription by RNA polymerase II; central nervous system development. Gene Ontology annotation, molecular function: RNA polymerase II cis-regulatory region sequence-specific DNA binding; DNA-binding transcription factor activity, RNA polymerase II-specific. The annotation marks the transcript as partial. The transcript is spliced from 3 exons.